CUUAACAUGGGAAGCUAAGUAGUAUCUGUUUCAUAUCAUUCAAAGGCGAAAGCUCUCUGCCAGUCGCUGUUAAACUCUCAUAUUUAGGAGUACAUAGAGAGGUACUCGGCCACCAUUUUUGACACCGAGGAGUUGCGUGUUUUUGUAAAUAUCGCGCUACUUGGUUGCUCGUUAGCGUGUCUGUGUGAGCCUAGCUUGUUAGCUAAGCUAGCGUAGCUUAGCGCUGGAGAUCUGCUAGCUAGCUUGUUUCACAGCAGCUGUAGCUCCAAAUCAAACCAGGCUGUCAUUAAGAAAGCAACACGGUGCCGUUUGGAGUUUAUUUAUGCUGCAUAUCAAAGUGUGACUGAAUGUGUGCUGAUAGAAAGAGCAGCAGCUACAGCUAGCACAGUGUUAGCAUGUCCACAGCAACAACAAUGGGCUUUAAAAGGGGUUUUAAAAAUGCAAGAUCUGUUUAUUUGUUGACCAUUCUGCUGAUAGUCUUCGUCAAAGCAGUAUCAGCUGAUGAAGAGCAACAGGGGGAUGACGGACCAGAGCUGAAGUCCUACCACGAUCCAGACGCUGAAGAGGAAGACGUCCGCUUGGCGACAGAAAUUGCGGCCGGUGCCUCGGUGACCUCUGGUCAGGAAGUCUCCCAGCCAGAGGAGGAGAAACAGUCACCUGUGGAUCUACUGGAGGGGGAGGAGAAGGAGGACCUGCCUGAGCAGCCUCCUCCAGUCGAAGAGAAACCUAAAGAGGUUCCAGUGGUGAAUGGAGGUACAGCCCAUGGAGAGCCCUGCAUCUUCCCCUUCCUCUUCCAGGGGAAGGAGUACUCGGACUGUACCACUGAUGGACGGGGGGAUGGACGACUCUGGUGCGCCACGAUCUAUGACUAUGAUCGGGAGAAGAAGUGGGGUUUCUGUGAGACGGAGGAGCAGGCACAGCAGCGACUGCAGGCCGAGGAGGAUGAGGAGCAGUAUCAGACUGUCCUGCGGAUGCUCAAUGCCACCAACAGGAGGACCCAGAAGAAAGAAUUGUACGAAAAGCUGCUGAAAGUAGCAGAGAAAGGCCACCAGAAAGCCAUGGAGAAGGUGGCGUACGCCAUGCUGUUCGGAGACUACAUGAACCAGAACGUGACCAAGGCCAAAGACAUGUUUGAGAAGCUUGCCAUUGAGGGCUCGCCUAAAGCUCAGACGGCUCUUGGCUUUCUGUACGCAGCAGGACUUGGAGUAAACUCAAGUCAGGCUAAGGCCCUGGUUUACUACACCUUUGGCGCACUGGGUGGAAACUUAAUUGCUCAUAUGAUCCUGGGAUACAGAUACUGGGGAGGUGUGGGCGUUCCCCAGAGCUGCGAGUCAGCUUUAACACACUACAGACUGGUGGCAAACCAGGUGGCCAGUGAUGUGUCCCUGACGGGGGGCUCAGCGGUGCAGAGGAUCAGGCUGCUGGAUGAGGUGGAGAACCCGGGAUCUACCAGUGGGAUGCUGGAGGAGGACUUGAUCCAGUACUACCAGUUUCUGGCUGAGAAAGGAGAUGUUCAAGCUCAGGUGGGAUUAGGUCAGCUCCACCUGCAUGGAGGACGUGGAGUAGAACAGAACCAUCAGAGGGCGUAUGACUACUUCACCCAGGCUGCAAAUGCCGGGAACACACACGCUAUGGCUUUCCUCGGCAAGAUGUACUCAGAAGGCAGCGAGUAUCUCCCUCAGAACAACGACACAGCCCUGCAGUACUUCAAGAAGGCCUCCGACUUGGGUAAUCCAGUGGGACAGAGCGGCCUGGGCAUGGCCUACUUAUAUGGGAGAGGUGUCCCAGUGAACUACGAGCUGGCACUGAAAUACUUCCAGAAGGCAGCAGAGCAGGGCUGGGUGGACGGACAACUCCAGCUGGGCACCAUGUAUUACAAUGGCAUCGGUGUAAAGCGUGAUUACAAGCAGGCACUCAAAUUUUUCAACCUGGCCUCACAAGCGGGCCACAUCCUGGCCUUUUACAACUUGGCCCAGAUGCACGCUACUGGUACUGGUGUGAUGCGCUCCUGCCACACUGCUGUUGAGCUUUUCAAGAACGUGUGUGAACGUGGCCGCUGGUCGGAGCGUCUCAUGACGGCCUACGCCAGCUUUAAGGAGGGCGAGUCUGAUGCUGCGCUGGUCCAGUAUCUGCUGCUGGCUGAGCAGGGCUACGAGGUUGCCCAGAGCAACGUGGCCUUCGUCCUGGACCAGAAAGGAGCAAGGAUCUUCACUGAGAAUGAGACCUACCCUCGUGCUUUGCUCCACUGGUCAAGAGCUGCAGCACAAGGUUACACUGUUGCAAGGAUAAAACUAGGGGACUACCACUUCUACGGCUACGGGACAGAUGUGGACUAUGAGACAGCUGUGAUCCACUACAGACUGGCAUCGGAGCAGCAGCACAGUGCCCAGGCCAUGUUUAACCUGGGUUACAUGCAUGAGAAAGGCCUGGGCAUCAAACAGGACAUUCAUCUAGCCAAGCGUUUCUACGACAUGGCCGCUGAAGCCAGUCCCGAUGCCCAGGUUCCAGUUUUCUUGGCCCUGUGCAAGCUGGGCCUGGUUUAUACUCUGCAGUACCUGCAGGAUCUUAAUUUAAAGGAGCUGAUCACUCAGGUGGACCUGGACCAGCUUCUCGGCCCGGAGUGGGACCUCUACCUCAUGACCGUCAUCGCCCUGCUGCUGGGAACAGUCAUCGCGUACCGGCAGCGCCAGCACCAGAUCAUAGUUCCCCCUCGGCCACCUAUCCCUGCUCCAGCGCCCCCACCUAGACCUCCUCAGGAACAGUCGCCAGCCGAGGCCGAGCCCCAGGGCCAGGAAGAAACACAAGCCCAGGGCCCGGCCCAAGAGGAGGAGGAGGAGGAGCAGCAGCAGUGAGAAGAAAGCCAGACGGAGCGAGGGCAGUGAAAGACGGACAGGAGGCUCUGCCAGCCCGCCCCGUGGAGCAGCCGGUGCUUAGUAGCUGGAUACCUGCCAGUCUGAGUACCUCUCACUCCACAUGCUAAAAGAAGACUAAGAUGGCUGCAGAACUGUGCAGUCUCACAACUCCCUUUCUCCAUUUAAAAUAUGCUGGUCCUGUGCUGAAGAGAGACAGUGGGGGUUUAUGAACAAUGCUUACAGAACAGAGCGUUGAGAGGAUAACACAGACUUGGGACUUGCUAGUCUGUGACUCAGGAUACUGCCAGAAGCUCAAGUGUCCACACCAUGAAAAAAAAAAAAAAAAAAAAAAAAAACCAUGUGGUUUUCAGAUUAAAGGCAGACUAAUCAACAUAGUUGGAAUUUAAAAUGUGCAUUAGUUUCUUCUCACUUUCCCUUUUUUGAGAACAUCACACUUGGCCUCAAUCCUAAUUUAGGAACACGUGAAUUCAAAUAAUUCUAUUUGCUA
This is a messenger RNA of Anoplopoma fimbria (sablefish), 3360 nucleotides long. RefSeq names its product SEL1L adaptor subunit of ERAD E3 ubiquitin ligase (gene sel1l). The transcript has 21 exons. Gene Ontology annotation, cellular component: endoplasmic reticulum membrane. Gene Ontology annotation, molecular function: protein binding. Gene Ontology annotation, biological process: ERAD pathway. Bases 396 to 2852 code for a protein of 818 amino acids. The record is from RefSeq and is a predicted model, not a curated record. Lineage: Eukaryota; Metazoa; Chordata; Actinopteri; Perciformes; Anoplopomatidae.